AUGGAAGAAGGUUUAGACAACAACAUUUUGGAUUUUGAUGUUGAUGGUGAAAAUGACGUUAAUCAAAGACAAUCUGAAUUUGAAGUUGAUGGUGGAAAUGACAAUCAGAGGCCAUCUGAAUUCGAAAUUGAUGGUGGAAAUGACCAGGUAUUUAUCGAGGACCCAAAUGUUGUGAAUGAAGAAUGCAUAAUUGUUGGUAAAACAUUUUGCUCACUUGAUGAAGCUUAUACAUUGUAUAAUAAUUAUGUAUUGAACGUUGGUUUUGGUAUUAGGAAACGACAUUUUACUAGGUCUAAAGUGACGAGUCUUAUCACAAGAUAUCGCUAUGUUUGUAAUAAAGCAGGAAGAAGUAGAGACCAUAUACCUAAUAUGACAGUUCAAGGAAAACACUUAAGGGUUUCUCGUAUAAAUUGUAAGACCUUGAUGGAGAUUUCAUCAAAAUUCGAUGGCAGUUGGGCCGUUACAAGAUUUGAAGAUAUACAUUGCCAUGAAUUCACUUCUCCUCCGAAAACAAGGAAACAUAGGUCUCACAAGAUCAUUCAUCGGUCAAAAGCUUGCAAGUCACUAAUACAAGAGCUUAGUCAAAGUGGUCUUAGACCAGUUCAAAUAAAGAAAGUAGUUUCUGUCAUCUCAGGGGUUGAAGAAGAUAUUAUAUCUUCAAAACAAGUGUCUAACAUAUUAGGCAUAGAGCGUAGAAGCCAUUUGGGAAGGGAAUGCUAUGGGAUCAUAGAUUAUUUUAAGUGA
This is a messenger RNA of Impatiens glandulifera, 744 nucleotides long. Its product is annotated as protein FAR1-RELATED SEQUENCE 5-like. Lineage: Eukaryota; Viridiplantae; Streptophyta; Magnoliopsida; Ericales; Balsaminaceae. The transcript has 2 exons. Bases 1 to 744 code for a protein of 247 amino acids. The record is from RefSeq and is a predicted model, not a curated record.